UACUCCUAUAUGCGGAAAAUGAACGCUCAAACAAGACACAAUUUCCAUUGCUAAACCAAGAAGACACACUUAUACACCUCAACAACCAUUUUCUUUCUCUCUAAUCAAAUUCCAUUUCUCCACCUUUUAUUUCUAUCUCUAAAUACUAUUUUCUCCUUUUUUUUUUUUUAUCCCAAGUUAUUAGGGUUUCCUUUUUUCCGAAUUUCCAGUUUAUUUUGUUAAGAUGAAGUAAUUCAACUGCUUGAUUAUAAUUUAUUAAUUUUGGUUUCUUCAAUCUUCAAUGGCGGGUACUUUUGCUACAGUUUUGAUUUUAUUAUUGUAGUCAGUUAGUUUUAGUGUUUGUUGAAGAAAAGUCUUAAACAAAGAUUCGUGAUUUUUAGCCGAAGAUUUGGUGUUGAUAAUUUUAGGUGUACGUGCUUUGCUUGCUCUUGAAUUUUCUGGCCUAAAUUUAAUGCAUGGUCCAUGGUUAUUGUAGAAUGUGUAUCAUUCCUCAGUUUCGAAGAAACUCUUUAAUAUUUGUACGAUUGAUGCCGAUGCACUUUGGUGGAGUGUUUAUGGAGUUUUAGGCUGCUGCUCGGUUUGAUAGCUGUUGUCAUACUAUGGUAACAUAUGUAAAACCUAUAUGUAUCUGCCUUUGACUUGGUCUAGUGAAGUAAUUGAAACAAGACUAUGCGUUCAUGGUGGAGGAAGUCAUCAUCUAAAGAAGCAAAGAAAAAAACAAGUGAUGAGACCAUCCUUGAUACAUUGCGAAAAAAAUUCAGAAGCCCAUCUAAUGUAAAGUUAAAUAGUAGCGGAGGAGCAUCUCGAAGGCAUUGCAUUGACUCUAUUUCGGAGAGGGGUGUUCAGUCUAGGGCAGAAUCUAGAUCUCCUUCUCCCUCCAAGAAAUCUAAGCUUGUCGGGAGGUGUCAAAGUUUCUCUGAAAGGCCUCAUGCCCAGCCACUUCCACUUCCUGGCUUGCAUCCUGCCAAUGUAAGUCGUACUGAUUCUGGAAUCAGUUUGCCGUUAAAGCCGAGAAUAGAAAAGAGAUCCAAGUCAUCCAUAUUCCGUCCCCUUCCUAGACCUUCUUGUAUCAGGAGCAGGGCAGAACCUCAAGAGUUGGAUAUUGAUUUGGUCAUCGCUUCUGUUUCUAGCGACAUCUCUGUAGAAAGUGAUGAUCUUACUGAGUCCCGGCUGCGCAGUCCUCAAGCAUUUGAUCUUGAUAUUGGGACAAGAACUGCUGUUGGAAGUCCUAGUUCCUGUUUGAAGAACCGGGAGCAUGCAAGUUGCAACUUUAAAUUGAUCAGUAACUUCAAAUUUCUUUUUGCAAGUGUCACGCUGAAGGAUUAUUCAUCAAAAGCUGCCCAAAAUGAAUCUAUAGAAGCUCCAAGACCUGGGACUAUUCUGUUGAGUAAUCAAAAUAUUAAUGGUUCUACAAGAAGAAGACCUUUGGGGAAUCAUGUGCCAAAUUUACAGGUUCCUGCAUACGGUGCUUAUUACAGUGCUCCUGACAGCUCGAUGUCCAGUCCCUCAAAAAGCCCUUUAAGAACACCUAACAAUGAGCAGGUUCUGAAUGUUGCUUUCUGGGCUAGUAAACCUUAUCCUGAUCUGACUUUACUUGGAUCUGGUCACGGCUCUAGUCCAGGCUCUGGCCACAACUCUGGUCACAAUUCUAUGGGAGGGGAUAUAACAGGACAACUAUUUUGGCAACAACCAAGCAGAGGUAGCCCAGAGUAUUCUCCAAUACCUAGUCCAAGAAUGACGAGUCCUGGGCCAAGCUCUAGAGUUCAAAGUGGUGCUGUUACUCCUAUUCACCCUAGAGCUGCAGGCUCAGGUUUUGAGACGCAUACAAGCUGGGGUGAUGACGGAAAACAACAGAGUCAUCGUUUGCCUCUUCCUCCUGUAGUCAUUCCCACUCCUCCUCCGCUCUCUCAUGGAAAUUCAGCAGCCACAUCUCCCUCUGUUCCGAGAAGCCCAGCGAGAGGGGACAAUCUUCCAAGCCCCACCCCCAGGUGGAAAAAGGGAAAAUUGCUUGGUAGUGGAACUUUUGGACAUGUUUAUCUUGGGUUUAAUAGUGAAACGGGUGAAAUGUGUGCGAUGAAGGAGGUUACAUUGUUUUCUGAUGAUUCAAAGUCCAAGGAAAGCGCUAAGCAGCUUCAAACGGAAAUUUCUUUGUUGAGCCGCCUACGACAUCCAAACAUUGUACAGUAUUAUGGUUCAGAAACUGUUGGUGAUAGACUUUAUAUAUACUUGGAAUAUGUGUCUGGUGGGUCUAUCUAUAAGCUUCUUCAAGAGUAUGGACAGCUUGGUGAACUUGCUAUACGUAUCUAUACCCAACAAAUACUUUCUGGGCUUGCAUUCCUCCAUGGGAAAAACACUAUUCAUAGGGAUAUAAAAGGCGCUAAUCUACUUGUUGAUCCUAACGGACGUGUUAAGCUGGCAGAUUUUGGGAUGGCAAAGCAUGUUACAGGACAUUCGUGUCCAUUGUCAUUGAAGGGAAGCCCUUAUUGGAUGGCACCGGAGGUUAUAAAAAGUUCACAUGGUUCCAACCCUGCUGUUGAUAUAUGGAGCCUUGGUUGUACUGUUUUAGAAAUGGCCACAACCAAACCACCAUGGAGCCAAUAUGAAGGGGUUGCCGCUAUGUUCAAGAUAGGUAAUGGAAAAGAAUUACCUGCUAUUCCUGAUCAUCUUUCUGAGGAAGGAAAAGAUUUUGUGAGGUUAUGUUUGCAACGAAAUCCACAUCAUCGUCGCACGGCAGCUGAAUUACUUGAGCACCCAUUUGUUAAAAAUGCUGCUCCUUUGGAGAGGCCUCUGCCAAGCCCUGAACCUGCUGAUACCACUGGUGUUACGGAUGGGAUGAGGACUUCGGGGACUCCAGUCGAGAGGAAUCUUUCUGGUUUGAACUUUGAAAGACUUGCUGUUCAUUCAUCUAGAGUUUCACCAGCUCGGCCUCACUCCAGUGAUUAUCACAUCCCACAGAACAUAUCUUGUCCUGUUUCUCCAGUCGGUAGUCCAAUUUUACAUCAAAGGUCACCCCAGCAUCUGAAUGGUAUGAUGUCUCGUUCUCCUAUAUCUAGCCCUCGAACCACAUCUGGCUCGUCUACACCCCUCACUGGUGGUAUGGGUGCAAUUCCAUUUUAUCUCUCACAACAGUCAAUUUAUACGCAAGAUGGUUUUGGAGCCUUGCCAACAUCCCCUAACAACGUUUUUCUCAACGGGUCAUCUUACCAUGAUCAUAAUGCGAAAAUUAAGGUGCAUUCUGGACCCCGUGCUUUAAUGACGUUAGUGAGUUCUGAAAGCGAAAUUCGUAUAAAGCAGGUUGAAAGAGAAAGACCAUGUAAUGGACGAACAAUAUUGGCUGAUCGUGUAUCCCAGCAGCUCCUGCGGGACCAUGUUAAGCUGAAUCCUUCCGUGGAACUCAGUCCCCGCUCAACGUUGCCUAGUCAAACCCAUGGUCUUUAGCCGCCUUCAUUGACUAGAUAAUCAUACUGCAUUGGUUGUUGGACAUUAAAGGAAAAAUGACGUGUCAUGAGACAGUGAAAUUUACAGUGCCUCAAGUUAUGGCACUUGAUCUACAGCCGCAUUGUAAAUGCUGGAAAGUGUUGUGUUUGUGGCACCAUCAUAGCUUGGGGUCUCAACAGCUCAAAUAGGACAUGGAGAAGUGGUUUUGAUGCACAACACAGUUAGCUGCCAUGUCUUUUACAAACUCCGAACUAUUCUAUCUGACGUAACAUAAUUCAACCGAUAUCUGAAAAUCAGCUGUACAAACGGUAUGCACUGCAGUUGUGGAGAGAAGUUUGACGUUUUGGAUGGACCUGCAUUUUUCUAGGUCAUUUCAGACGAGUUAUAUCAAAGCUGAGAUCUUUUUAAGUGGUGUAGUUCAUGUUGUACAGGAACCUAAUCUGGAUAUACAACCAUGCUAUCACACAUUUUAGAAACUUACCCAAGAGAUUUUAGUCUCUUUGGAAUGUUUUAUACCUAAUCCAAUGCAACUGUCUAUAAUAUUAAGAUAAUGUAGUAAUAUUGUUACCCUGUUCCUGUAUAUUCACUAUUUAAGUACAGAAAUGUACUCAUUUAGAUUGUAAUUUACCUUUGACAUCAGUGAUAAUGUGAUAUAUGAUGAAACGAACACUUUUCGGAGCC
Amaranthus tricolor (Joseph's coat) is the source of this 4119-nucleotide messenger RNA. Its product is annotated as mitogen-activated protein kinase kinase kinase YODA-like. Gene Ontology annotation, molecular function: ATP binding; protein kinase activity. The transcript is spliced from 13 exons. Gene Ontology annotation, biological process: protein phosphorylation. NCBI's taxonomy places the organism in Eukaryota, Viridiplantae, Streptophyta, Magnoliopsida, Caryophyllales, Amaranthaceae. The coding region runs from base 670 to 3438 and encodes 922 amino acids. The record is from RefSeq and is a predicted model, not a curated record.